GCCAGCACAUUGCCAUCUACGAAACGCCUCGAGACAGACAGCGCAUGCAAAGAAGCGAAUACAAACGACUGUGCAGGGUCGAGACAUAGAGAUCAGAUACAAUUCCAAUGUCCUUCAGAAAGUAAAUCAUUUUUUACUGGAGCAAGCUCCCCGUGAAAGCUGCCCCUCCGCCACUUCUUCUUCCGCAGUUACCUCCCUUCUUUUUCCUGCAUCUUUCCGGUUGCAGCCCGUAGGGGAGCGCCCGGCCGUCUUCCUGGAGGUGGAGAAGAAGAUUUUCUCAAGAAAACAGGAAAAUCUCCUAUCGUUACUGCAUUUGCUUCUUCCAAUGAAAGCCUUUUGAGAUAGCAAGUUUUUCUUCCACCAUAAAUAAUGCGAGAGCAUACCUCGCGUCGUCCGCUCUCCCUUCGGUAGGUUGCCCCGCUCAAACGCGGACGCGGAUUGUGGACCUCGCAUUACUGUUUUGCCUUUCGUUGUUUCCCGCCUUCUUUAUCAGAUUCGUCCCUCUAAUUUAGCGUUUGUCCGACAAACUCUCCUGGGGAAGGUGUGGGUUCACUGUGCAUCCAACUUGAAAGGACCGACCGUGUAGAGGGAGGAGUUGCGGUGAUGGGGAAGUUCGUCUUCGAAACCUUUUGGCUGUCCAGCCCUCUGCGACGCUGCACCAUCGUAAAGCUUUAACGUUUGUUCACAUUUGCUUCCUUAUUCGAAGGCACCAUCCCUUUUUCUCUUGCUGCCUCUCCGCCGUUGGCCUCUGCUUGUCCGACCUACAGUCCCCAGUUGUAGGACGGGUGCGCCACCACCCGACGUAUAAACGGGUCUCUUUCUGUUUGCUUUGUCUCGAGAAACACACAAUGGCAUUUUCUUCAUCUCCGAAUCCUCCACCAGGUGCUUUGUCCUCGAGUGGAGACACUCCUGGAGACAAGAGCGCGCCCGCGCAUGCAGUUGCAGCUGUCCAAGCUGCCUUGGCAACAGCCGCUGCGUCACGAUCUGCCGGAGGGCUAACCUCUCAACCUACUCCGAGGUCGAACUGCUCUGCAACUCCUUCUUCAUCUAACUUUUCUCCAGCAGCUUCUUCGUUUAACUUCUCUGCAGCGAUUUCUUCGUCUGCCUUCCCUCCAGCACCUCCUCCCGCCUCUAACUUUUCCCCGCCGCCUCCUCCAGACUCUAAGUUCUCUCCGGCACCUCCAUCUAACUUUUCUUCGAAGCCUCGUGUGUCUAACUUUUCCUCGGGACCUCUCUCUAACUUCUCUUCAGCGCCUACCUCGAACUUUUCUCCUGGACAUCCCUCCAACUUCUCCCCGGCGCCUCCUGUAUUUCCGUCUCCCGCGCCGGAACCUCCUGCUGCUGCAAAACAGCAAGAAGCUGAAGAAGAAGAGAUUCAGGCGAGUGUGUUUGCGGCGGCGGCAGCUGCACAGCGCGAGAGAGCAAAGGAGGGACGGCCCCCUGUGGGAGGAAGCAGCCUCAGCAACGCCGCAGCAGCUCAAGAUGCUCACGCCUCGAUUGCUGCGAUUGCCGCAGGUGCGUUGGGAUCCAGAACUGCGGUGAGGGAUAUCUCGCGCCCUGAGACAUCUUCGAGCGUCUCCAGUGCCGCCAAAGUUCUUUCGGCCGCAGCCCCCACCAAGAGAGAAAAGACGGCAUCCGGGGCCGCAGCAUCGAGGCGUCAGGAGCCUGCCGAAGUGAACGUGGAGCCCGUGAACAGCACAGACGAACUCGGGCGAAAGGUCUGGGACAAAGCGUACUACCAGUCCCUUGCUCAGGCAAAGGAGGAGGAAGACGAUUUCCUUUCCUACCUGCCUCAGCCGAGACAAAAGAAAGUCGCACCGCCAGUGGAGCAUCGGAAGGCGUUGCAGAGAAGAGACUUUGCCAUUGAUUUGACCAAGGAGCUAGGCAAAACGAAGAUCGUCACCCUUCAAACACCUCGCAUGCAACAAGGAGGGUUUUGGUGUGAUGUCUGCGAGUGCCUCAUCAAGGACUCAGCUGCCUACAUGGACCACAUCAACGGUCGCAACCACAACCGGAUGCUCGGCAUGACGAUGCGCGUAGAGAGAGCCGCCCCGAGCAGCGUGAUCAGUCGGCUGAGAGAAAUGCAGCGGCAGUCGCAACUUGAGUUGGGAGGAGACGACGAAGGCGAGGCGGGGUCUCUUUCAGGAGACGUGAAAAGCCAGCAGAGUUUUGACGCCCCGGGCGCGGCUCAGCGAGGCUCGGUUACCCGCGCAGCUGCAGCUAGCGCUGGCUGUGCACCUGGAGGGAUUGAGGAAAACUACGACGACAUCGAUAGGAUCAAGAGACGACUCGAAGAACUGCAGAAACAGGAGGAGGAGAGGAAGAUGCGGAAGAAGUUGAAGAAAAAGAAGGGCGCCAGCGAGGAGGCGGAGAAAUCUGUAGUGAAAAACGGGGAAGCUGGAGGUGGCGCUGCGCCAGCCGAAGGUGUUAAUCAGGAAUCGGACGACGAAGAACAGAAAAUGCUCAAGGCCAUGGGCCUACCGUCGUCAUUCGUGGGCAGUUAAACCCCUGUUUUUCGGAAAAAAGGGAAUCAUGCGAAAUGAGAGUUUCCUGGAACGCAGAGUGGUCCUGGUUGGGGAGACGGCUAUAAACGUGUUUACGCAUUUGUCGUAGCGACAUACGUGUAGACGUACUUGAGAUAUAGGUAUUUAUAUGUAUAUGCUUUGACGUUUGGUGUUCGAGUGAACUUUUCCAAACGCGUAGUUACGGUCUUUCGAGGCUGAUUCGCCCAUGCAGAGAUCGGAUGUGUUUCGCUCCGGCGGUCUGCCGUGUGCGUCUCAGAUUAAGCUGCUGACAACCAUAUGGGGCGGUUUACGUUGGGUGCCAGUCCUUCUCGUCAGCCACGAGCGCUGUGUCGUCAUGUCACGCUUCCUCCAUUUUUGCGUGUUGCUUACUCCGCUGCCCUUGUCUAAUUUUCACGUCGUUAGUCUAAUGUGUCUGUCACCUGUUUUCCGUCUACUGCAUUCGUGUCGUGCUCACGUUCCAGCGUAGCGCAAGCAGACGCCACUAUUUCUGCACAAGAGUCGGUCGGCAUUCUGUUCGAUGAAUGAGCUUCUGUUUGUUAAACAUCGUUGAGCAGAAAGAGCAAAGAACGUCCUGCUCUGUGCAAACGCCACGCGCCUAGAAAACUUCUCAAGCCGUCAGUGGAAACGUGGACCUCGACACUACUGUCUGGGCAGCAGACGGCAUGUUUUGCCUCUUUUCUUACACACGCAUCUGCUUUAUGUGUUUCGGAUGCCUGUAUUGUCUCGUGACUCUCGUACCGCUAGUGUUUCAUUCUCUGCCUCUGGUUCUCCUCAUCUCUUCCUGGUUUUUCUCUGUGGAUCCUGACGUGCACAGUGUAGGAGUCAGCCCGGUCGGCUUCUGCUUUCUGGUUUGUUGCGCACUCGAUGUUUUAUUCUUGUUUCUCGUCUGGAUGUGACACUGUCCAGCGAGAUAUCAGAGGAGAUUCAGACGAAAUUGCAUGUUACUUUCCGUCGUGGUCCAAGGGUGGAUACAAAUGUUAGAGCUGUUGCGGAUGUAGUUGUGAAACGGAAAGACGGCUCACCAUUUCUCAGCGAGGAGUGAAAAUGCCGGGGACGGGAUAGUUAUAAGCACUGAGAGCUUGACGUCUUGCUUGGAAACAAACGAAUGGCAAAAAUUCUGCUCGCCACCAUCUCACACGUUUUUUCUUUGUGACGCUACGGCGAUGACGCGAGCGGCUCUGUCCAUCUGUGCAGGAUCCCUAGUGUCAUCGUGUGACAAAUGCAGACAUUGUUGGACGCUGAUCAGAGUUCACUCCGUGGUUAGUGGGGAAAACUGUUUGUUUCUCGUGAGCAUAAGAGGGGAGCGAGACGGAUUUGUCAUUUGAAAACAAAGUAGGUGAAGAAUUGUCUGUACUCUGGCCAAGGAGUCGGGUACACAUUCCGCGCUCAUUGAUAGCUGAACCCCACGAAAUCCGAGGCUUUUGGGAGAAAGAAGCGAAAAACUAAAACAGAAUACACAGCAAAACGAUGAACUUCCAGUUUGUCUCUUCAUUACACGGUAAGAAUCCGUGUGGGGCACUGCGCUCCGUUGACACCGUGGAUCAAACCGGUUCACAUCGGUCAAGAACUUUGGCCUCAGACGAUCGACAGAAUCGCACGCAAAAGGUGCGGUGGGUAGAGAAGGAACAUGGAAAGAAAUAACGUAACAUAAAGGGUAAGACGCAAUCGCUGCACGAAUCCUGAGGCAAGAAAAUUGUUUUUUCCAGGGAAAAGAAUAGGAUAGGAAGCGUGAACCAUAUGUAGCCGAGUCUUCACGUAGAUGUACAGAUGGACAUACUCAACCCUUGUACGGUCUGAACAACUGCAGCCGUGCUUUUUUUUCCUCCCUUCUCUACUAUACUAUCGUAUUUGUACUUUUUCGGCGGAAGUUCAAGCACGAUUAGGGCCUCAAGGAUGACGCAUCUUGCUGGAAUACGGGAAUACGAAUGAUACACGCGCGAUAAAGGUAAGCAUCAGGCCCCUGCAGUGAUACGGGACACGCUCCGAGCCGGAAAAAAUUGUUGUAAGCAGCUAGGAGGAAAAUUUAGACUUUAUAGCUGCACGACGUGUAUGUACCUCAACCGCUGCGUGUCCGGGAAGACGGUGGUGUUACCUAGGUGGAAAUGCUGAACCAAGUCCCAGUCACAUCGGACCCAACACAAGAGCGUGGAAAAUCGCGAUUAGUGGAAGGAUCGUGCGACAGAAUUCAGGGGGCUAUUAAAUGCUAGAUAGUUGCAUAAUGCGGUCCUCUGAGUCUCUGGAAGAAGAUAAGGUGAUGAUGGUGUUGGUGUCUCUUCAAUCGACUGAAACGUGUUGAAAAAAAACCGUCAUCAGUUGCAAGAGG
Messenger RNA from Toxoplasma gondii ME49, 4848 nucleotides. RefSeq lists its product as hypothetical. The coding region runs from base 849 to 2504 and encodes 551 amino acids. Lineage: Eukaryota; Apicomplexa; Conoidasida; Eucoccidiorida; Sarcocystidae. The record is from RefSeq and is a predicted model, not a curated record. Gene Ontology annotation, cellular component: spliceosomal complex; U4/U6 x U5 tri-snRNP complex. Gene Ontology annotation, biological process: mRNA splicing, via spliceosome. The transcript has 4 exons. Gene Ontology annotation, molecular function: zinc ion binding; nucleic acid binding.